This is a messenger RNA of Corticium candelabrum, 1323 nucleotides long. RefSeq names its product type 2 lactosamine alpha-2,3-sialyltransferase-like. Gene Ontology annotation, biological process: sialylation. Bases 144 to 1130 code for a protein of 328 amino acids. Gene Ontology annotation, molecular function: beta-galactoside (CMP) alpha-2,3-sialyltransferase activity. Gene Ontology annotation, cellular component: membrane. The transcript has a single exon. Lineage: Eukaryota; Metazoa; Porifera; Homoscleromorpha; Homosclerophorida; Plakinidae. The record is from RefSeq and is a predicted model, not a curated record.
UUGAAAACUCUGCAUGUUGUUCAUUGAAAGACACGCCUAUAUUACUUUGCUGCAUGCAUAGCAUUGCCUACUAAUAGCUAAACUACGUCGUGAUGAGCAUGUGACAUCCGUGGAGACACACGAGAACGAUACGUUCGAUUCUGAUGAGAGUGAAAACGCUCGUAAUCAAGACAACAUAUCGACGCAGCCACUUUCGUCGGAAACUACCGUGGAUUCUGAUUGUUGUUGGAGUAGUCACUAUCCUCUACCUUCGAGUGUGUUUUGAAGCAUCCCCCGACGUCUGCUGUACACUGAAAUGGGAGUUGGUUUGUGGUACACGUACACGUAAACAACGCUGCACACAUACUUUAUGGGAACGCGUUGGUUGCAAUUCAGAGCGUCCAAUACUUCGCUGUAGCCAGUUUCUAAGUAAACAUAAUCCGGAUGAACAUCACUAUGACGCAGUUGUGAAGACGUUCGAUUCUCUGGUGUAUCUAAAUGGUUGUCCACAUGACACUUGUUCAUUGGUUGGCUCUUCAGGAAAUUUGAAAAAUCAUGCUCAUGGAAAAGUAAUCGACGAAAAUGAAGUCAUUAUUCGACUCAAUAAUCAACCAAUCAGAGGAUAUGAGAAAUAUGUUGGGACACGUCCAGCUGAUAUUAUGAUAUUAAAUGAUCAUACUAAUUGCUUCAGGAACACCAGCCACCCUACUCUGUAUAUCCGUUCUACAGACAGUCCUUUGAGGGAGAAUGCAGUCAUUAUUAAAAAAUGUCAAUCAAAUCGAAUUGUGCCUUUGUACUCUCUGUCCAAGUAUGUUCAACAUCAAGCACAGAUUAUGUUGAAGGCUUAUGCGGUGAGGUAUAACAUACAAAGAGAAGUAGUUGGUACUAAAGGCAACUACAUCCAUGCAACCAGCGGUUUCAAAGCUCUCGUUUUUAGCAUGAUGAUAUGCAGACAAGUUCAUCUGUUUGGAUUUGGGAUGCAAGGAGCAAAGGCGUGGCAUUAUUAUCCUCCUUAUAGAAACUAUACACCUCCUCACCACGAGACAUCUUUAGAAAUGAAAAUAAUACAAGACAUUGCAAAACGAAAUGUCAAAGGUAAUAUAUUUUAUUUUCAAAAUGACCUAUUUGGCAAGCUAACUAUUCACUUUUAGUAUGCAGAACUGUUUGAUCACUGCAGUAAGUGUACAGUACAAUUGCCUAUACACGUAGGUAUUAUAGACACCAGAAUGACUUCAACUACUUCUCAAACUCUGGUUGAUAUCUAUCUUAACUCGAUAUGCUAGCUAUCUUUAUAGAAAUCUAUCUGAUUUUAAUUAAUACGUUUGGUGAGGAAAACAGACUGAA